CUUUCUCUCUCUUAUUCAACUCUCUCUCUCUCUCUCUCUCUCUCUCUCUCUCUCUCUCUUGUUUCCUUUCACACUGGACGAACAAUCUUCCUCCGAUUAAACUAUUCCGCUUUACCCAUUCAAUAUAUACAUACAUAUAUAGAUACACACACACAACCCCCUUUUGGACUCAUCUCAAUAUUCUACAUUUCCUCAACAAAGUGUAAUCAGAGAAAUCAUCGAAAAGUUUAUCUGGGUUUUCACCCAAUCACAGAAUCAUGAGAAGAUUUCAGUCUACAUUUACCCUAAACUGAAAGAAAAAAAAAAAAACCAAGCCAUGAGGAGAAAUUCGGGCUCGUCUUUUCGAAACUCCGGCGCCUACACGAGCCCCGGCACGCCGGAAUACGGUGACAUCAGCACCGGAGAAAUACCGAAGACUUGGAGCUCGGAGCGGGUGCCACUCCCUUCCAAUAGUAGUAGUAGUAGCAGCAGACGGCAUGUUAGUGCUGCUGCUUUAAUGCCCUUCAAUAGUGGAAGGGCAUUACCGUCAAAAUGGGAUGAUGCGGAGAGAUGGAUUACCAGCCCUAUUUCUGGCUAUGGUGCUUUCAAGAACUCGAUUGUUCAGCCUCAGAGACGGCCCAAAUCCAAGAGCGGGCCGUUAGGGCCCGCUGGACUGGGUUAUUUGCCUAAUUAUUCGCCUAAUGUGAUUGGUCACGAAGGUGGGAAUAUGAGGAAUUUCAUGGCGAAUUCGCCUCUUACUACCGGAGUUUUUGUACCGGAUGGUUUGUUGUCUGUUCAUUACGAGGCUGCAAAGUUGUCGGAUUCUUCCUACGUUGAAAAUAAUAUCACGAGGAGUACUAGUGUGCCUGGCUUGUCGGAUUUGCUCAGUGAAACUUCUGCCCUUAGUUCUCGAGACGAAAAACGAGAUGUGGAAAAGGAGGAGGAAGAAGCACAUGUAUCAAGAAGAGAUAUGGCGACUCAAAUGAGCCCCGAAGAAGGGAGCACUAACUCAUCUACUAGAGCAAGAUUGUCGUUUUCCGUUAUACCUUCUUCUUCUGCGCGCCUCAGUCGGAAUCAUGUGACGAGAGAUGAUGUCAGAGAUGUCCAGGUGGACAAAGGCACCACCACCACCACUUCUUCCAAGAAAAACGGACCCAAAAAGAUGGAUGUCAAAGAUUCAUCUUCUUGGAAUGUUUCCGAGGCAUCGAAAAACAUAUCAAAGUUGCAAAGAGAGGAAGCAAAGAUCACUGCUUGGGAGAAUUUGCAGAAGGCGAAAGCCGAGGCAGCUAUUCGGAAACUUGAGAUGAAACUAGAAAAGAAGAGAUCUUCAUCAAUGGACAAAAUUACGAACAAGCUUAGAGCUGCUGAGAUGAAAGCACAAGCGAUGAGAAACUCGGUUUCGGAGAAUCGAGCACCAAGAAGUUCUCGAAGAAGGAUUUCGAUUUCCUGUUGUAUAUAUUUCAAGAUUCCUUCUGUCUGCAGCUGCUUUGUCUGCAAAAAGAAGUAAUUUUUAAAACAAAAUUAAUUAAUUAAUCACCGAAAAACUAUAUCCGUCUUGGAUUUAGUUGGCGAUAUCGUACACAUGUCGGCCUUUUUCGUCUCUGUUACUUGGCGGAUUGCAGAGAAAACGGAGGAAAAAUGUCCAGUUAUGUUGAUUUUUGAUCUGUCUUAUGAAACAUCGUACACCUGA
Molecule: messenger RNA, 1669 nt
Organism: Erythranthe guttata (spotted monkey flower)
Lineage: Eukaryota; Viridiplantae; Streptophyta; Magnoliopsida; Lamiales; Phrymaceae
Product: Remorin family protein
Source: RefSeq, a predicted model, not a curated record